CAUUUAAAAUUCAUCGCAAGCACACAUAUAUAUAAAGUGUACAAACCUUGAAACACAAACAUAUAGCUAACACUUAUCAUCUCACAAAAUAUCCAAUCAAAAGAUUGUACUAAUAGAAAUUAGAAAAAUGGGAGCCAUGUACCAAGAGUCCCCUUCUGAUCUUCUCCAAGACCUGAAAAUUACAAUCCGAGAUUCUUGUAUGGUUUUUCCACCCCAAGAAAGUAAAAGACAAUCUCUCUUUUUAUCAAACAUAGACCAAGUGCUCAACUUCAAUGUCCAAACCCUUCAUUUUUUUGCUUCCCAUAAAGAUUUUCCUCCUCAUUUGGUAGCUGAAAAGCUCAAAAGAACUCUUCAAAAGUUAUUGGUACCAUAUGAUUUCUUGGCAGGAAGACUGAAGAUGAAUCUUCAAACGGGGCGUUUAGAGAUUGAUUGCAACGGAGCUGGAGCUGGGUUUGUGGUGGCAUCCAGUGAUCGUAGGCUCGAAGAGCUUGGAGACUUGGUUUAUCCAAAUCCUGCAUUUCAAGAGCUAAUCCUAAAGGGCAUGGAUAUCCUGCAGGACAAACUGGAUGAUCAACCACUAUGCAUUGUCCAGGUGACAUCAUUUAGAUGUGGUGGGUUUGUAAUUGGGUUAUCAACCAACCAUACAGCCUUUGAUGGAUUAAGCUUCAAAACCUUCUUAGACAACCUAGCUGCUGUAGCCGCCGACAAGCCCUUAGCCGUCAACCCGUGUAACGACAGGCAACUCCUAGCCGCUCGGUCUCCGCCACGCGUCACAUUUCCCCACCCAGAACUCCUCAAACUCAACAAUUCUCCACUAGGCCAAGAAUCGAAGGCUGCAGUGUUUGACGUGUCCAAAGAAGCACUAGACUUCAAGAUUUUCCAGCUGACCUCUGGGGACAUAUCCGGCCUCAAAGAAAAGGGCAAAAGACAUGCGAAUGGUCGCGUUUCAGGCUUCAACGUAGUAACAGCCCACGUUUGGAGGUGCAAGGCCUUGUCGUAUGAAGAUAAUAAUAAUCUCGAAAGGGUUUCGACAAUUCUUUACGCUGUGAAUAUAAGGCCGAGAGUGAUGCCUGCAUUACCAGACUCAUACGCCGGAAAUGCGGUUUUAACAGCUUAUGCAAGUGCAAAGUGUAAAGAGCUUGAAGAAGGGCCGCUUUGGAGAGUGGUAGAGAUGGUAGCAGAAGGAGCAAAGAGAAUGACAGAUGAGUAUGCAAAAUCAGCCAUAGACUGGGGAGAGAUAAACAAAGGAUUCCCAAAUGGAGAGUUUUUGGUAUCUUCAUGGUGGAGAUUAGGGUUUGAAGAAGUGGAGUAUCCAUGGGGUUGCCCUAAGUAUAGUUGCCCUCUUGUUUAUCACAGGAAAGACAUUAUUUUGCUAUUUCCAGAUCCUGUUGAUAAAAAUGGUGUCAAUGUCUUGGUGGCCCUUCCCUCCAACCAAAUGAACAAGUUUGAAAGCCUCUUCCACAAAUUCUUAAUUAUAUAGUUAUUCUUCAAAUUAAUUAAAUUACAUAUACAUAUAUAUAUGUAACUCAAGUUUGGUUUGCACUUGAAGACUAUUAUUACAUAUACAUGGAUUAAUGAAUUUUAUGCAUAAACAAUACAGAGGCCACAUCCUAAGAUAAGAUUUAGCUGUACUAGAUAUUUUUUUUCUUUUCUUUGAGCUAUCUUUUAGCGUUUUGAAUAAAAUUUCAUUUUGGAAGCCAA
This is a messenger RNA of Jatropha curcas, 1701 nucleotides long. It is a transcript of the gene GLC, whose product is annotated as HXXXD-type acyl-transferase family protein. NCBI's taxonomy places the organism in Eukaryota, Viridiplantae, Streptophyta, Magnoliopsida, Malpighiales, Euphorbiaceae. Gene Ontology annotation, molecular function: acyltransferase activity, transferring groups other than amino-acyl groups. The record is from RefSeq and is a predicted model, not a curated record.